Rhodotorula graminis WP1 is the source of this 1062-nucleotide messenger RNA. RefSeq lists its product as uncharacterized. Gene Ontology annotation, cellular component: nucleolus; 90S preribosome. The record is from RefSeq and is a predicted model, not a curated record. The coding region runs from base 1 to 1062 and encodes 353 amino acids. NCBI's taxonomy places the organism in Eukaryota, Fungi, Basidiomycota, Microbotryomycetes, Sporidiobolales, Sporidiobolaceae. Gene Ontology annotation, biological process: maturation of SSU-rRNA from tricistronic rRNA transcript (SSU-rRNA, 5.8S rRNA, LSU-rRNA). The transcript has 5 exons.
AUGCCCGCCAGCAUCCUCAAGAAGCGCCCAGGCGCAUCAGCAUCCACCAAGCGCGCCCCUUCGCCACCCGCCGCACCCUCGUCUGGCGAGGACGACUACAGCGACGCCAACGACUCGGAGGAGGACGAGUGGGCCGCCGAGCGCACCCACGCUGGCCCGAGCCGCUCGCGCUCGUUCGAGCAAGACGACGACGACGACGACGACGACGACGAGAUGGGCGAGGCGGGCAGCGACGGCGACGAGGAGGACGGCGUUGCGGCGUACGAGAGCGACCAGGGCGAGCUGAUCGAGGACGACAGCGACCCAGAGGCCUCGAUCGGCAAGCAGCUCGCCGAGAUCCCGUUCACGUCGCUCCUCAAGGCGCAGAAGCAGCUCAAGAAGCAGCAGGGCAAGAGCGGGGGCAAGGGCAAGGCGCGCGACGAGGACGAGGGCGAGCCCGACGAGGAGCAGAGCGCGGGCCGGCACGGCAGGGCGAGGAAGGGCAAGGGCAAGGGGCGGGCAGAGCACGAGGGCAGGUCGAACAAGCACGCCCCGACCGAGAUGUCGGCCAAGCGCCCCGUCUCUCGCGUCCGUCAGGUCGUCGAGACGCAGACGCUCCACGCGCGCGACCCUCGGUUCGACGCCCUGUCGGGCUCGGUCAACCCGCACCUGUUCAAGCAGUCGUACGGGUUCCUCGCCGACAAGCAGCGCGCCGAGCUCGACACGAUGCGCAAGACGGCGGCCCAGGCGCGCAGGAACCGCGCCCUGCCCGAGGAGGAGAAGGAGCGCAUCGAGGAGGCGCUGCGCAGGAUGGAGAACCGCGACGUGACGCGCAAGAUGAAGGAGCGCGAGCAGGAGGCGAUGAAGUCGUGGAAGAAGGAGGAGCAGGACAAGCGCGCUCAGGGCAAGAAGGCCUUCUACCUCAAGGAGUCCGAGCGCAAGAAGCUCUUCCUCAAGGCCAAGUUCGACGAGCUCUCGACCGACAAGCGCAAGCUCCACAAGGCGAUCGACAAGAAGCGCAAGAAGACGGCGCAGAAGGAGAAGAAGGCCAUGCCCAACAUGCGCCCGAGCACCGGUCGUUGA